Molecule: messenger RNA, 2614 nt
Organism: Hemibagrus wyckioides
Lineage: Eukaryota; Metazoa; Chordata; Actinopteri; Siluriformes; Bagridae
Gene: cdca7b
Product: cell division cycle associated 7b
Exons: 10
Coding region: 127-1494 (455 amino acids)
Biological process (GO): regulation of DNA-templated transcription
Cellular component (GO): nucleus
Source: RefSeq, a predicted model, not a curated record
UGUGUUGGCUCUUAUUGUUUUUUAAACUCUUCAUUGUGUGUUGGAUUUUUAAUGUCAGCUGGAGCCGAGCACAAGGCUGGUCUUUUUAUUAAAGUUUAAGCGUUUUAGUGAUACACCUGCACAAUAAUGAAGAAAACCUUGGCGGACAUAUUUGAAUGUCCGAGCGAUGAGGAGGAGUUUCUCGGUUUCGGAGCUCCUUCUUCAGGCCAGUAUUCCGAGGAGAGCCGAGACAGUCUCAGCUCCCAGACCUUGUGGAAGCCGGGUCUUCGCUUUAGAUCUAAAUUCAUUACCAAUGAGCUGGCGCAGGUCUUCAUGGACACGGACAGUGAAGGGGAGUUUGAAGGUUUUGGUAAAGAAGAGAGCUCUCUACGUAACAGCUGGAUGAGUCCCUUGGAAUGCGAUCCAGAGGAAGACAGCGAUGACAUCGGCUUUUAUUCAGACGAUGACAAGGAUUCGGCCCCGCAAAAAAGGCGGAGCUCGGGAUUGUGUGUCGCCUUCAGAUUUCCCGCCAGAAGAAGCUCCACCCAAGAAAGCGCGGUGCCAAAGAAAUCCCAAGUUUCCCUGACCAGAAAUCCGCCUGUGGAGAGAAGCAGAAAGAGGAGAGCAGGCGCUGCAGCUCCACCUGUGGCUCAGAAAAGCAGAAAAGUCCAGAAAAGAUCCAGAAUGCCUAAUAAUGAUUCGGAGGAAGAGGAAAAACAGGAGGUGGAGGAGGAGGAGGAGGAGGAGGAGGAAGUCAAACUGACCGAGGCAGAUGUACAAAUACUGAGUCAAAGAGCUAAAAAUAUUCAAGAAAAUAAAGCAAUGCUUGCAAAGUUAUUUGCAGACCUGACUUCAUUACCUGAACUCUCCCAAAAGACCACACCUAUGAAGAAGAAAAAGCAGCAGAGUCCGAAAAAGCGUGCGUCUGUAGCCCAGAGCGAGAGGAGGAACCCGAGCCGCAAAGCCAGACCCCCGGAGCAUUUCGGUCUCGAACAAGAACCGGUCGUUGUGGCGAAACCGAGAAAGAGUGUAGAAUUCGACCUGAAGAAACUGAUGGAGAUUGAUGAUGAGCUGCGUGUGAACAGAGACACACCAAGAAAAAAAUACAGGAAGCGCGUUUCUGUACGAAUGCCAGACGACAUCACGGAGGAGGAGCUGGAAAACGUGGCUGACCGCGCUAAAGACAAAAUUCUUGAUAAAGAAAACGGCAGCACAUGUCACCAGUGCAGACAGAAGACUCUGGACACCAAGACCGAGUGCAGGAACCCGUACUGUCAGGGGGUUAAAGGGCAGUUCUGUGGGCCCUGCUUGCGGAACCGCUACGGAGAGGACGUCCGCACGGCUCUGUUGGAUCCGACGUGGGAGUGUCCUCUGUGUCGGGGAAUCUGUAACUGUAGCCUGUGUCGUAAACGCGACGGACGCUGUGCCACCGGAGCUCUUACUCACUUAGCCAAAUAUUAUGGCUACGACAACGUGAAGGAAUAUCUAGAGAGUCUGCAGAAGGAGCGUGACUGAGAUCCGGCGUGUGCAGGAACCUACUGUAAGACAUCAGAAGGGUUAAAGGAACACUGUGCAGCAUUUCUCUGCCUUAUCUCUACCCUGCACAUCUGUAGAGUAUGUGAAACUAUCACAGAUGGAAAUUUUUCACUAGUUAUGUUACACCGAAGAGCGAAACCGAAAACCUGUUCUUGUUUAGUUUUAUCCAGAUUUGACUCUGGAGUAAAUACAGUAGGCACAUGCAGUCUGUAUUGGGAUGUGUGUGUAUGUAUGUGUAUAUAUAUAUAUAUUUUUUUUAUAUUUUUUUUUUUCCUGCGUAUCAAUCAUAUCUGAAAUAAUAAAUCAUGCAGAUUAGGUAUUCCAUUCAUGAUUACCUUUUUGACUGAUAAAUUCACUCUCAAUCUCUCGUGCAAGCAGUAGUGUCCUCCGUGACGAUGUCUGUGACCGCUCUUGGACGUCCUUCCAGGUUUACUGGGCUUUUUACAGAAGAGUAAAUAUUUGCAUACAUAUUCCCGGAUUUUAUAUUCAACAUUUUACAGGUGCUUAAACAUCAUUACCAGGCCAGUCAGAGAUACUGAUGUGUGCUUCAUAUACAUGUUUACUUUCACAAACAAAUCCGUGUCUGUGAUUGGACAGAAUGUUCCUCUGGAGGAUUGACUAACACUCUCUUAUUAUAAAAUCUUUACCAGUUUUACAUUUCUCUAGGUUUUAAACGAAAUCUGUUAGAUUGUUUUGAAGCCUUUUAGACGAGAGCCAUUUCAAGACACUGAAUUCUGCUUGCAGUCGUUGUCUAUAUAAGGGAAGCGCUUUAUUUAAAACAGUUUUGCUUUAUUGGCUCUUUUUAUUCACAGCACUUUGCAUUUGAGACUAAACACUGACACUGGAUUCGAAGUGCAGUCUCUCAGUAGAUGUUCGUUUUCGAACCUGAUCUGUUAAAGAUGACCGACUCGGUUUUAGAAAUCGGCUCGUUUUAUGUUUGUAUCGCAGAAAGAGAGCUUUCAGUGUUAUAGUAAUGCUCUACUGUACUGUACUCUUCUAAGUCGUUUUAUCCCCCCCCCCUCCUUUUCCUGUCCCAGCCUUGUGUACCUUCUUCUGCUCAAUGUUCUACAAAAUCUGUUUGUUUUCUAAAUAAAUACCU